AUGAGUUCCACAGACCCCCUCCUCCGCAGGGUAGAGAACUACCGCGAAAGUUGCGACAACUGUGCCAAGUCAAAAGUUCGCUGCGGCAAGGAACAGCCUUGGUGUCAGAGAUGCGAGCGACGUGGCCAGGUCUGUAGCUACAGCCCUUCUCAGCGGUCGAGAAAGAGGACACUCGACACUGCACACCCUGAAAGCGACCAACGGAAUGGCACUCCGCCAUUUACUUCCAUCAGCAGUGCGUCAUCUGUAGCUGCAGUGAGCACUGGCUUCAGUUCAAUGCUUAGCCAAGCUGACAGCUGGGGCACCUGUCCCGACCUUGUCGAGCUGUUGACCAGUGGCAGUAGCUCUGAGUCUCUCACACCAGACAAUAACCAUCUGGUGUGGUUGUCAGAUAUGGAAUCAAUUGCUGGUGACAGCAAUAUCAGCAAGAGUAUGGAAAGAAUGGAUGCCUUCCCAUAUCCAAAGAGCAUCGCCUCAUCGGCAGCAGGGGUGGUCAAUGGCAGUGGAGCUGGUGCCGACAGCACGGGACAUAGAUCAACAUGCCCACUCCAAGACAAGCAACACUGCGAGGCUGAUCUUAUAUCCGCACUGGCAAAACCCGACCUUCCUUCCCUGUCAUGCUGGGGUAACCCCAAAGCGUCACAAAAUCUCGGGACCAUUCUGACAGCCAGCCGUGCAACACUCAAGUGUGUCACCACUGCCAUGUCAUGCACAUGCACCCCGAAUGACAACGUCGCAUUGCUGGCCACAGCGGUGUUGUUGCGCAUCUUAUCCUGGUACCACAUCGUGCUGAAAAACUGCAAUGGUCCCAACGAUGCCAGUGCGGCAACAAUCGACGAUCACACCAGCCCUACACCAUCUAAUGAUGGGAAGGACACCGAGAGGUCAGUGCCACGGGACACAAAUGUGCCACGAGACGGAAGUGAGCCGUCAAGUCUCAUCAUGCCGCCGAUGACGAUCGGAGCAUAUGAACUAGAUUCUGAGAAUAGAGAGCGCAUGAUUGGACACAUCAUGCUCAGCGAGCUCGGUAAGAUGGGGAACUUGCUAAGUGAUUUUUCAAAGAAGUUCUGUGACCCCCAGUCAACCAUGCUGGGUAACGACAAUAGGAGCCAGCUGUUUCUCGCUUUGGAAAUGUUGAUUCGGAAUAAACACAUGGCAACUGUCCUAGAUGUACGAAAGAAACUCGAGGUCAAGUAG
This is a messenger RNA of Fusarium pseudograminearum CS3096, 1197 nucleotides long. RefSeq names its product aurR1 (gene aurR1). Gene Ontology annotation, biological process: regulation of DNA-templated transcription; aflatoxin biosynthetic process. NCBI's taxonomy places the organism in Eukaryota, Fungi, Ascomycota, Sordariomycetes, Hypocreales, Nectriaceae. Gene Ontology annotation, cellular component: nucleus. Gene Ontology annotation, molecular function: DNA-binding transcription factor activity, RNA polymerase II-specific; zinc ion binding; DNA binding. Bases 1 to 1197 code for a protein of 398 amino acids. The transcript has a single exon. The record is from RefSeq and is a predicted model, not a curated record.